AUGCCUACAGUCCUCGGUGGCAAAGGGAAACUUUCCAUUGUCUGUUUUCUACUCAAAUGCGCCUAUUCUCAGGUAAGAGAUUGAGUGGAGACUUUAAAAUAGCUUAUUCACAAAAAUAGUCUAGAUUUUUAUAAUAUGUGUGUGUGUGUUAGCUGCAGUGAGUUUAUCUUUCUUACACAAAACUAUUGCAUGUUUAGUCUACAUUCAUAAAUCUGCAAGUCGUUUGUAAAGAAUAACUCUUCUUUUACUCUAUUAAUGGACUAAAAUGAGGGAAUAAUCCCUGUGGUGUCAUGCAUUUUGUGCUGCCUCUUCACUGAAGUUAUGCCCAGAAAUUGGCAUAACUUCAGUAAUUGCAGAUGCUUUAAGAAUGUAACAGGUGGUUUGUAGUGUAUGGCUGCCAUGCUAGUUGAUGCAGGUGUUUUGAUGGGUUGUGGUUUGUUUGUUCCUUGGGGAUUUCACUCAUCUGGGUAUUGCAACAGCGCUGUAGCCAGAAGUGCUGGAGGCUGUGGAUGUGUGAAACACAUUGCACACGAUAAUAUCCACUCUAAUGGGCCAGUGAAGCGUAAAAACCAAGAAAAGCUGGCCUGAUUUGGGCUUGUUCAUUGCCACGGGGAUGUAAAAUUCUGCCUGUCUGUGUUUAUGUUUUUCAUUUUGUGCCCAUGGCCUCAUAACCGCCUGGUGUCUUUGAUAUUCAGACAGUUCUCACACACAUUGUUUUCCAUCCGCAGGCUGUGGGUCCAGCCACUCAGACUCUGACCUUAGUGAGUCAUGCAAGCAAGAAGAGUCAGUUUCACAGACUCACACACACACACAUACACGUACACAAGCAUGCACUCUGCUCACAUUUUUCAACUGUGCAUACUGGUGCUGCACAGAUGGCACCGAAAAGACACAGAGGGGCAUAAAAGCUAGAAGUAAAUCACCAAAAUGAGAGUAAAAGAGUGUGUGUAAAGGAAACUGAAAUUUGGUUACUAAGUACAAAGAUUAAGUGUUCAGCAGAUGGAGUCCAAUGAGGAGUUUAGGGAUUCAGAUUGAUUCAAAAGUGAAAAACAUCAUUUACUUGCAAAUUUUUGCAAUAGAAUUGAUGAAUAAAGUAAGGAGCAAUUCUUGUUGACGCAUUUAAAAAAAAAGUCAGCUCAUCUUUUCACACAGAAGUUCCAGUCAUACUGAAACAGACUGAAACAGGCUCACCCACACCUACAACACCAACAAAAAAAGGGAUGUGAAAGUCAAGAAAACAGUAAAGUAAUUGUUCUUUAUCAUGAUGCUUGAGCAACACUGUUCUCUGCUCUCAUUGCACAGUGCUGAAUUUGAAUUGUGUGCUGAGAUGUGAAAGGGGAGGGCUGGGGGGGAUGGGGGGGUUGCCUAAUAUGGAUGGAAACAGAAAGUUGCCUGCAACAAAAUCAGCAUCCGUCUGAUCAUCUGCAGCUGUGAAAUCAAAGAUAUGAGUCAUCAUCGAGCCCCAACCGACCCACAACUCUCACAGUUACUCUGUGUGUGUGCAUGUGAUACUGUAACAUUUACAGUCAAGCGCUUCAUUCAUUUGAAUGACUGAAAAGGCGGGAAGCAGAAUGAAGAAGGUGAUUCUUUCAGUGUUUAUGAGCAAUAACUGCAUAUCUAUCUUUGUCAUAGGGGCUGAUAGGUUAAGGGUCACAUAUUGAGUAAUUAGUGAAGAAAGAAAUGAAGCAGUCUCUGUACUGUGUUUUUAAUUCAUGUAUGUGUGUAAUAGUUUAAACCCACAGUCUUUGCAGAUCUUAGAUGCUCAAAUACAAUUUCUGUGCACCGGCAACUACAGCUCUUUUUCUAUAUGAAUACGUCUUAGAUAACUAGACCUCUGUUUGUCGCUGUAAGUUAUUACUAAACUAAUAAUCGAUACUAAUAUUGAACUUCUUCCUGGUUUUGCAUCAGUCUCAAUUUACCGUAACUUUCCCUUUUUACUUGUGUUUGCACAGGUAACAAGAAGUCAACACAACAGCUGUGCCAAAGAUAUUCUCGAGGUAAGAUUUUAUUUUUUUCCUUUGCUGUGUUUAGAUAUUUUUGAAUGGUGCAAUUUAAAAUGUUUGUUUUCUUCCCUCCAAAAUCAAAAAUAUUCAGACUCAUGCCUCACAAUUUGUUGGGUUUUGCUGUGAUAAUUUACUGGGUAUUUUGAGAAAUGUUCUAUUAAAAGAAAAAGCCUUUAUAAUUAAAGCCAUGGUUGGUUUUAUGCUGGUGCCUUUUGUCCUGGCAAAUGUAAAAGGGAAACAUCAAAUCAGAUAUGGCAAUUUCUGAGAAUGUUUAACAUAAUAUAAAUAACUCACAUAGAUGAAUAGUAUAAAUAACACUGUGAAAAUGACAAGUGUCAACCCCUCGCUACUAUUAGGCCUCAUUAAACUGUAAUUUUGUUGUAAUUUCAAAUAAGAGAUCCAUGGGUGGCAGCAAUUAGAUAUAAUGUGUAUUUUAAAUGAAACUCAAUGGGCCCACAGCUUAGCUGACCAGUCCCCUAUGUACUCAGUCUAUGGCAUUGUUGAACAAGCUGCAGGCUCAAAACCUGGUCCUGGCAGAAAUUGGUGCUUGUCAUCUUCAUGGACUACAAAACAUGGACGUAGUCUCGGUAAUGUCAUAUGUUGGCUCCUGAAAAGGAAGCCAAACAAUAGUGAGUGCCACACUGGGAAUUCUGAAUCAGCCAAACUUAUGAUCAAACUUGGAAAAACCACAGGAACGAUGUGAAGCCCAGGUGGGUCUUCAGCCUCUUGCAUAACAGCUGCAACAUGAAUACCUGUCUGUCAACCUGCCACAGCCCUAAUUAUGCAAAUUUAUGCAUAACCCGAUACAACAAAAAAGGCAGUAUGUUAAAAAACGAUUUAUGGUGUUGGUGUAAACCAUAGACUGUAAUAGAAUGGACGCCAUCCGCCUCCUUGCUGGGUGAAGCCACCCUAAGAACAGCACCCUCUGUUGACGGGCUUCAGUAUAGGUCAUAAAUCCCGCCUCCUCCAGCAAAGCUUAUGGAGCUGUGGACAAACUUUAGAAAUUUAUUACACAAAAUAUACCCCCCCCCCCCCCCCUUUGCAAUGUUGACAUGUAGUUACUGUAAGACUGGUUUGUACUCAAGUCCUCUUUUUUCUGUACAGCUCCAUUUUUAAAAGUUAUUAGGGGGUUCAUGUUUUCUAUGAAUGGCACCUGAUACAGCCUAUGGGCGUUAGAAGAUUGUGUAGCUCACACGGGGGAUACGCUGUUUGAGCCGAGCGUAAUCACAGCGACUCUCGGCGACUCUCCCGCCAAAUGCGUACAAUGCUACUGCGCAAUAUUGGUUUCAGGAAAUGGAGAAAAUGCGGAAAUACUGGGAGUUUUUCAGCUUCAAAUCCGUAUACAGGCGGGAGGCGGAACCAAGUUGUCCAUAAUAUAUACAGUCUAUGGUCUAACUAUCAUCACCGAGAUAAUCCAGUUUGGGAUAUAUCUUUUCUCUUUCGUGUAUACAGCUCAGUCUGAUUGAAACUAGUCUAAGCAUUGCGCGCAUGCUGCAUAGCUGGCAUGCCAGGGUUUGGUCUAGAAGUUGAGGGGCAUAAGUGCGCUGCCAGGAAGCUAAGUUGUCAACAAAGCCUCAACAGAAGAAGAAGGGAUGUAAAUACAGAUGAAGCUGUCGUAUCAUACGUACAAAUGGUAUGGAGCUGUAAAAACUGAGUUUCAGCGUUCGAGAUAUACCCCAUCAGCCACUAGCUAACAUGUUUGUUUUGGUUUGUAACAGGUCAACCAAGAAAUUACAUAGUAGUGAUGAGCUGAAAAGGGUCAUGUAGCCUAUAGGUCCUAUAUGAGUUUAACAUUGGUUUUAUGAUAAGUUAAAAAGAACUUUACUUAUCCCAGUGGGGAAAUUUAAUAUUAGAGCCCUCCGAGCUUUUGUAGCCAGUUUUUGUAGCCAGAACUGCAGUUUUUUUUUUUUUUUUUUUUUGCAUGGCUGCAUUGGUGAAAAUUUUUAGAAAUCAGAGGCUGCCGUACAGCCGUCCUCCACCUUAUUCCCAUAUUUUCGUACCCUCUUAAGCUGUAUAAUGAAAUAAAGGCAAAAAGCAAAAAAAAAAUUAUCUUAAAAACCACCAAAAUACCAGCUGUAUAAUCACAAUUUCGGCAAAUGAGUUGUGUCACAAUUCAUUCACCAUUAAAAGUCAUGCUCUGUCUCCUUGGAGGAUAUUAAUUUGGGGUUAGACUGUAAAAAAGUUGUUCUUUGAGAUGUGAUAAAGUUUCCCAGAAUCUACGGGGGCAUCUUCUGACAAUUUUUUGUUUGACAUAAUUUCCAAAAUCAAAGUGCUCAAAAUUGAUUGAGUGAAAGGCAGGAGAACACUCAAUUGUGUACUGUUGUCUCAUAAACAAUGCAAUAAAACACACACAAAAACACCCUACGAUUAAAAGUAAGAGAGAAUAUUCAUAUAUAAACACUGUUAAUGCAUCAUUGUAAAAGCUGCAGAAAAGCUGGUAAUUGACUCAGAUGUCUUCCCUCAGUAGAGAGAAACUCUACUGUGCGUCCUGUCAUUGAGGGCAGGUAAAAGGAGCAGGGAAGAGUGGAGUUACACAGCACGGGGUGGGGAAAGGUGGGCGAAAGAUAGCAACACAUAACGCCCCACCUGGGAGACCUUGUUGUUGUUGGAGAAGGAAAGCGGUACAGAGGUCUGAUGCUGUGUCCUUGGUGACUGAAGGAGGAGGAUAAUGAAGUGAGAGGAGGAGCAGAGAGAGGAAACACUUGCCCUCCUGGGCUUACUGUCAAGGGAAGAGGAGAGGAGGAAGAGAGAAGCUGUCAAGCCAGCAGGCAGGUUCAUAAAAAUGUGUCAACUCAUGAACAUCUCUGGGUUUUCAAAAUAAAACAAGAAGCAUUCGCCUGAGCAGAUUCUCAUUCAGUGUCAAAGAUUAUCUUUGAUAUUUUGAGCUUUACUCAUGUUUCCUUCUUGCCCAGAGUUAAGUCGAGGUUCAUGCCUCUCUCAUGUUUGUUGAUAAGCUAGUUUAGCACUGAAGCUUCAUAUCGGGAAAUAGCCACCCUUUUCUCAUCUGAACAAUAAUACCUGCUUGUUUCAAAUUCUUAUACUAUUCUGCAUGUUUUAUUAAAUGUUUUUGAAUUUGUUUCAAAACUGAAUCUCAAAAUAAGACAUGUUUAGGAUUGCAAGGAUUAAUUUAUCGUCUGUUUGCAGGUCGGUCCCUAACAGUCAGAUAUGGUGACUUUAAGCUUACUUAGAUAGGCUAACAGGCCACUGUGUUUAGCUUUAAGUUAAGUGUACAGACAUUAUAGUAUUAUAGUAUGUCAUCUGUAAUGUCAGUGUACACCCAUCUUUAACUGCACAGUGUUUUUAGCAUUGAGUAACCCUGAGCUGUAACCCUGAGCUGUACCAUAGUCUUUAAUCAGCACACCCCUAUGUGUUACAAACUGAGUCCCACAUAACAACGUAGCUGAAUAGUCAGAUCAUGAUCAUGGUGAAUGGAUGGUACAAAAUCGGGACACUUUGUCUGCAUCCAUGAGGCCUGGUUAGUCUGAGUGUGACUGCAGGCAAAUCUAAUCAGCAGAGAUUUUAAUCAGAGCAAGAUGAGACAGUGUACUGUGUGUGCAGAGCGUCUUCUAUGUUUCUGGUUUCCUCUGAAAUGCUGUGCAGACAGAACAAAUAAGAAAAAAUGAAGGAGAUUUUCAUCUGAGUGUGUAAUCAUGGGUAAUCAUCACAGACUGUUCCAUCUUCCUUCAUGAUGAGCAGCGAGACAGUGAGCAGCAUGGUGCUGCAGCUGUGAGCCUCAAGGAUAUAUAUCCCGAAAAUGGAAUAAAUUCCCUUUUGGUGACCUGCAGUUUUUAUUUCACCAUGAUUGAGUUAAAAUCUGUGAGGUUAUUUCCAACAAAGCAGAAAUUCAUACCUCAACCAAGACUAUGUUACUUCUAUUUUUGACAGCAUUUUCAAUCUGCACUGGGUAGUGGUUUGUAAACAUAUUUAUCCAGAAUGUGUAGAAAUAUUUGGAAUCUAAAUGCUGACACUACAUGUGCCAUCUUGGUUUUGCACCACCCAUAAACAAAAGAGCGCCACUUCCAGACACCAGGAACCUUUGCAGGAUGGCGAGGUGUCUCAUCUUGUGUAAACAAAAUAUUGCAUUGCAUGAAGUCUUUGCAGCGACUUUGGGGACUGCUGACGAUAUAUAUUUUUUCACUUAGAAUAAAUGUGUAAAUUUUCUGGAUGAUUUUUUAGAUUUUUAGUCUGUUAAAUAGGAAAAAUAAUGGCAUUGUCAAUCACAGUUCAGCUGAUAAUAUCACAAGAUGAAAUAUUAAGCCUAAGUGUAAACAAUGAAAAGUAGUAGAAAAGCAGAUGUUCCUAAAUGUGAAUUUUCCCACAUGUUCGGUCACGAGAUUAGAUUUAAUUGACUUGUUUUUGAAUGAUGAGUGACCCUUGGCAGCAAUAACUCAAUAGAGGCCCUAGACUGUUAAGAGGACUGCUCUAACACUGUAUCAGUAUUUUUCAUAACAAACCAAAAUUGCUGUAAUGAAAUCACCACCUGAGCCCAGCUCAUAUCCAUGACCAGUUAAUUCCCCCUGGUGGUGGGAAAUGGUACUGACAGUAUCCAGAGUCAGCGGUGCUCUCUGCAUUACUGUAUAUGAGUGGGAAUAAAACCCGUUUCUCCUAAAUUUAAGAAUAACAAGACAGUUUUAGGAUAGCUAACAUUUUCUGUGUGUGUGGACCAUCAAUCACAGUGAAGUCUCACAAUUCACCUUUGACCCUGGCAUCUGUGUCACAGGACAUGACUCAGUCCUGGCAGUCCCAGCAGGCCUUAGGGGGUGACCAGGCCCAGCGAAUACUCUACAACCCAAAGGUAUGUAAAUGUGUGUGUGUGUUUGUAGGGAGAGGGCGGGGGUGUUUCAUCAAAAAAUGAGCCCCUUGGCAAACAUCUCCUCCAUCUGAAGAGACACACAUUUGUGUGGUUUAGGGCAUUAUGUCAUUAUGUGUGUCUUUGCAGAUGGACUGUUUCUCUGAACAGUGUUAUUUUUUAUUUCUUUGUGUUUUUUUUAAAUCUCUCUGAAAUCAUUUAGUGUCUUUUUGUAGCAGUACUUCAUCUCUUGUUUGGUUUGUGUCUUUGUAGUACUCUUUUUGACUUUGUGUAUUUGUUUGGUGUCUUUUUGGAGCAGUACUUAAUCUCUAUAUUUAUUUCCCUCUUUGUAGUAGUUUUGUCUCUACUUGUAGUUGUUUUACCUCUCUUUUUAGUUGUUUUUGUCUUGUGUUUUUUUCCUCUUGUACUUUUUCUUGUGUUUUAUGUGUUGCUUCAAUUUUUUUCUGACUUUAGUAAAUUGCGUCUCCUUGAUAAAAAUGUGCAUCUAUUUGUAAUGGUUUUGUGCUUCUUUGUAGGAUUUUUGCUUCAUAUUGAUUGUUUGUCAUCUCUGUGUGGUUGUUGUUGUGUUGCUUUGUUGAAAUACACCACUUUGAGCAGAGGAUUUGCACCUCAAGCUCUAGGGUCUCCAUGCAUGUGACCAGAGGGGCGUUCACUAAUCACUAUAAUGAGUGUUGUGUGUGUUUCAGUGUUUAUUAUUGAGUACUCUGUCAAUUAAUCUUUUCACAGUUGUUUUCUAAAACAUCUUUGGGUGUUUCUGCAUGUGUGAAAUAAAGAUGAAUAAAGGUUAUUCCGUCUGUUGGACUAAAAGGGGGAGUUAGAAAGAGUCAAAAAACAGGAGGAGGUUAGAAAGUAGUGAGGUUGACAAAAUCCCUGCUGAACUUUUGCUUAAAGAAAAGGUUAUUUAAGGCUAUAAUAUUUGCGAAUUUCAGCAAUAUCAUAUCAACUUUAUUAAAAGAAGUGAUGCCUUGUGGGUAAUGUAGAUAACAGGCCAUAUCAGCACAUUAUUUUUGGCAUAACUGCAUUGAUUGUUUUAUCCAUCCUUUUUUCAGUUUUUGUUCUAAUUUUGCAAAAGUAUCUCUUUUUUUAAAUAAAACUAUUCCUCACUUGUUUGUCACUCUUUUCCCAAGGAAGCAAAACUACCAACUACACAACAAAGGCCAGGUAUGUGUUUAUUGGCUAAUAACUUUGGUUAUAUUACACAGAUUCACAGUAACUUUUUUACGAUGGUACGGUUCGUUGUCUUCUUUUGAUCCUUAUUUCCUCUCUUUCUUUGUAAGGCAGGGGGGAUGUUCAGAUGAGAAUGACCCGUCACCCUCACGUUGCACCUCACAAAUCGUAAGUAGGACAUGAGGAAACAUGAGGAAACAUGAGACACUAAAGGUCAUCAAACCUGAACUGCUGCUUUGGCACGCUCACAGAUGAUUUGAUAUAUCAACGCACAGUUUAUUUUUUCCCCUCAGUAUUUUUUUAAUCAUAAGCAUCAACAACAAAGAUAGGCAUUAAAGACAGAGAAUGAAAGUUCAGGGCAUUAGACCCAUAAAGUCAGUUUACACAGUUUGGGAGGUACAUAACACAGGUCAGGUCAAAGGUCAGGGGACAUUCUUUCAAGCUGUUGGUGAAGAACGAUGUGCUGCUGUUUGUUAGCCCUUUAUUUCCUCUUUUCACUGUGAAACACAUGUUCGGUGUCGUAAGCCAGCUGUUCAAUAUUAUCACACAGCCUGUUAUAUAACAUGGCUGUUUAAUGAUGGUUUACAUCUCUUAAACAUUAAGAAGCUGUUUUUCAUUUUCUAAAAUUUAUAAAAAUAUGAAUGGGUGAUUAUUUUGUAACAAUUUGACCUUUUUUAAGGGUCCAAGUAGACCAUGUUUUCGUUAACUUCAUACAUAUCUUAGCUUUCAAUUCGGGUAUUUUUAGAUCAGGUGAAGUUCGGUUUCUAUAGUUAUAAGAUUUAGUUUUAUAUUGAGUAAGCUGUCUCCUUUUUACAUUUACAUAUCAACAAAAUAAGACAUGAUAUGACAGAUCAAGUGCUCAGUAUUGAAAAAAAUUCAACCCUCAGGAGAAAGAAGAUAAGAAAAAUUGUCAAGAAAAAAAAUAGAUGUAUAACUGCAUCAGUCUGUUUAUCUUGAAAUGUCACAUUUUUAAAAGCCUAGAUAAUGGCAGUGAAAAGUUUUAAAGUCCUUUAAUGAAAUCAUCUAUUUAUAGUAAGGUUAGUAUUAAAAAGAUUAUGUGUGUGUGUGUGUAUAUAUAUAUAUAUAUAUAUAUAUAUAUAUAUAUAUAUAUAUAUAUAUAUAUAUAUAUAAUAUUUUCACAUAAAGUUUCCUCUCUUAUACUAACAGAAAAAGAAUCCUGAUUUCUACAAGGUAUUUUGUUAGUUUUAAAGCUGCUGUGAUGAACUGACAGAUUGAACUGGUUGCAGUCUUUUACAGUCAAAUGUAUCACCUCUUGUAAGUGUUUGUCGUAAACACAAGGUUAAAAAAGUUGUUUCUUCAGCUUGCUGUCCAUUAUCUGCUCACAAAAAAGUUUCAUUAUCAGUUUCAGUCUAUCUCUCAACUAGUUAAAAACUCCUUACAGUGCCUUUAUAUCUGCAAAAUAAGUGAAAACAGAUUGGAUUGGAGGGAAACAGAUCUUAUUGGUUGUUGGAAUAGAAAAACAACUCUUUGGUGCAACUUUACUGUGAUUAAAUAUUACCCCAGUGUGUGAUUCUGACUGUGUCUUUGUUUACAGGAUGCUUGCUGAUGACCUGAAGCUGAGCAGCGAUGAUGAAGACUCUCAUAGGGUAAGGGUGACACUUUGCAUAAUGCCUGAUGAUGCAAGUUCAAGUAGCAUUAAUGAAAGGAUUAAAUUUCUGUAUUUUUCAGUAUAACCCCAAUUAGAUGACCUUAUGAGUAAUGUUUAUUUACAAAAUUCUGCUACAAGGAGGCUGAGCAGAGUAAAAAAGUCCUUAAUGAGGCAUUAUUGUGAACUCUAGAGAUGUAUUGUUUCAAAUUAAAUUACUCUUGAGUGUGUAGAGGAUCUUAUAAUAUUGUGGUAGAUCAUUAGAUUAUGAAUUAGCAGGAAAUUCUUGCAUUUUCAGAAAAAAGUUUCUGAUAAUGCUGUGUUUGACAUGUUCAUGAAGUCAGAGGCAGAUAGACACGUUGGCCUUUCUCAUACUGCAAGCCCACAAUAGUGCCAUCACACACCUACUUUGCCCUCACACUUUGAACUAAAAUGAAAUGACUGAAAAGACUGUGUGUAACAGGACAGACAGAGAAAGGGCAAAGAGAGACUAAACCAAAACAAUGAUGCUGAUGAGAUUGCUUUGUCUGGUUAUGGCUAAUGCUGCGAACCCACUCACAGUUGGAAUUCACAAACUUUACACUUUGUCUAUGUUUGCAGCUCAUUUGAAAAAUAUCAAGAAGCUGAAGUGUUACAUGCAGUAAAGCAAAAGGUUGCUGAUGUGAAUGAUAUGUUUCUUUCUCUGCUUUGUGUCCCUGAAGGCAACUCAUGAGUCAUCUUCCUGGGAAGGACAAAGGUACUUGAUUAAAAACAUCAAUGUGCACAUAUUGUGGAUAUGAGCUUAGCUGUUUGUCUGUAAACAUGAGUCAAGCUGUGAAUUAUCCAUCUGCCUGUCUGUGUGUGCUCCCCUCGGUUGUGUACGUAUGCUGACCCCUCUCAUGUUUGUGUGUGUGUUGACUGACAGCCUGUCAGCACAGCGAGCGCACACACAUGGCAGGCGGGUGAGACAUUCCAGCUCCGACUCUUCGGGCUCUGAUUCCAGCGCUGAGUCCAGCAGCAGUAGUCUUCACUCCUGGAGCCCCAGUCGGAGUCCAGAAGUUCAGUCAGACCCGGCGUCUCCUGCUUACACGCAGCAGCCAUGCAACAACAAGGAGGUACUGACCACUACUGACCUUAUCCUCUUCUCUUUAUCCUCUUUAUCACUGUCAUUCUUUCCUUUUUCUUUGGGUUGUGUGUGUUUGCUUCUGGGUGAAAUCUCUUAAGGGAGUGGUGGCCUCAAGGCAGUUGGAAGUAUAUGUGGAGGGGGUCAGAGGAAUGAGGAACUCACGUGAGUCGGGGAGGAGGAUGACAGGGGUGGAGGACGCAGAGGUAGUCUUGGGAAUUAGUGCCUGGGUGUCAUGUCAACAGGUCCAGUCUUAAAAAGGAAAGCCCUCAGGACGUGGAAGAAGUCUGUAAGCUUCAAGCUCAUCUUGACAUUUACAUCUAGAAUAACUUUGUCCUUCAAAAUAAAAGUGGAAAGUGGAAACUAAGGAAUGUGGACUACUUCUGUGUGAUUAUCCUCAAUAACCGCUGAAUGGUGGACUUAGCUCUGAAUUGACAGAGAGUGUUAGGGUAUGUAGGGCAUUGUGGGGGUUGGUUUGAGCGUGUGCUAGGAUGGGAAUCAAAGAGAAACCUGCUCCUCUUUUAUGAAUGGUAGGCCCUGUACAACUCAGUGGACUGCAUUGCUAAACAUGCACUACAUUGGGCCCCUAUGGGGGGAGUGGGGGGUGGAGUGUGUGUUAUGAGGGGGUGCACACCAUGUGUUUUUCAUUUACGUGGACUGUUUAAAUGUCUCCCAAGGAAGAGAUGGGGGUUGGAGUUAUGGAAGCAGCAAAUCCAGAGUUCCAGGUAGCCAGAGAAAGAGGGAGGGACAGAAAAAGAAGGAGGGAGGGCAACCGAGACGGUACAAGAGAUGCAGUGUCUUCACUGGAAACAGGGCGCGGGAUGUGGGGAGGGAGGGAGGGGGCCACUGUUUGACUUGAGGAGUAAGUAGAGGUUUAAUUUAGCUCCAGGUCAGCAAAGAGAGAAUAAGACAACGCCAGAAAGAGGAAGAAGUUUGCUUUUAAGCUGUGAGUAUUACCUCCAUUUAUAAUUUGAGGAGCUUUCUCUUGUUUUUCUCGCUCUUGAGGUUACCACGCCAGUUGUUAAGCAAACAUUAUGUGAGUCAUUUGGCAUAAUUGGAUGGGGGUUGAGCUACUGUAAGCACAGAUGCGGGCUGUGGGACGAUGUAGAAAGUAGGCUAUUGAAAGGAGGUUACAGUGUCAGUUGGAACUUUUUCACUCUUGUGUCAUAACCCAAGUUUUCCACAUGCCACUUAGAUUAGUAUUCAUGGAUUUCUGAUGGCUGUUGUAAGGUGAGACUGCUGGGGUAUGUGAGGAUACACAAAAAUAAGUCCUUGGUUUAAUGUGAUCCUGCAUUCUUGGCAUCAGCGUGGUUAUGCCUUAAUUAGUAAAUAAAACACACGUGUCUACUGUGGAAUUUAAGUAAGUGCAUUAACUUACUGUCUGUAUUAAUUUGCUUGAGUACUCUUCUACUACUACUUUACUCUCCUAUGAUGUGUAUCUAGAGAAACUGAAGCUCGUUCAACUUUGAAUUAAUCACUUUUUUGUUGCUGUCAUUCUCUUUAAACAUCUUCUUGCCGUCACUUUUAACCUACAAUAAAGUCUUGAAUUGUUUUCUAAAAUUUAUGACUUCAUCGAAGAUGCCUCAUGUCAAUUUCUACCACAUGUUAAGAUUCUGCCUGGAUUAUAAGACAUUUGUUUGUUUCUUUUUCUGUAUCUUGUAAGGCUGAUCACCCCUCUUCUGCCCAGUGGCAGCUGGAUAAAUGGCUAACGAAGUCUCACAAAAAAUCUGCCAGCAGUGAACAGGAGCUCACCCAGAGCAUUCCAGGACGUCUUCCCUCCCCCUGCACCCAGAGAGCCCCGUCUCCCGCCAGGUCGUGGGACAGCAAUCAGGAAUAUAGCCCAAGCCAAAGUCCUAUUCCAAGCCCACAGUUCAAUUUCAGCGACCCCAAUAGCCCCCUGCCUAGUCCUGGCUAUAGUUACUGCCCUAGCCCCAGCCCAUUCCCCAGCACCUGCCCCAGCCCCAGCCCAAUCCAAACCCUUGGUACAAGUGUUUACCCCAGUCCAAGUGGGAGCCCAAGAGUCAGCCGUAGCCCUAGCCCUAUACAUCGAGGCCCCCCGCGGAGCCCAAGCCCAAGUUUGCCUCCUCCUUCCAGGGUUCGUCACUACCCUGAAGCUCAGACUCGGAUUCAAACAAAGCAAAGUGUAGAAAGUGAUCCACAAAGAACAGUAAAGAGGUCUUGCAUUGCCCCAUUGCCAAACACCAACAACAAGACCAAGCCUUCAAACAGUACCCAACAUCAGCAACCUCACCAGCACACAGCCAAGACUCGGCCUGACCAAGUCCAGAACCAAAGCAAACCCAAGGAUUCUGCUGUUUUAAACUCCAACCACAAAUCUAGACCCAAGCCUAACUCAAAUCCAAGUUGUAGACAGAACUCAGAGGUCCCCAAGGAAAGACAUACAUCACAUUUUGAGCAUCACCAAAGAAGUAGAUCCAACCACAAUUCAAACCAUAAGGCCAGGCCUUUAAUUCAGCCUCACACACAACAUAGCCCCACAAGAGAAAAGCACAUAGUUCCCACAAGUCGGGCCACCAAUGCUAAUCACAAUUCCCAUUCCCAAACUACCUCUAAAGGUGCUCCUACAAAUUCUAAUACUGGGGUAAACUCUAGAUCAAACCCUAACCUUGAUAUUUGGAUCAAGUCUUUUGGGGGGACUGUUCAAAAUUCUGUGAACGAUACCAAAAGUCCACAGAAGAAACCCCAGGCCAAAGAACAGGAGGUAGGUCACAGAGGACAUCACCCAACCCAAACAGAGGGGAGAAAAGACAGAAAAAAAGACAAACAUCAGGAAAAGCAACAAGGGAAGCAGGAGAGAAAGGAAGACAGGAGGCUGGCGGAGGAGCAGCUACUGAGACGUCCCUGGAUCCAGAGUUCAGCAGACGAAGAGGAGGAGGAGGAGGGUCAAGAGGAGGAGGAAGAGGAGGCGGAGGCAGUGACAGAGAAGCAGAGAAGGAGAGGGGAGACAGCACGAGAGGACAACCGAGGGCGAAGGGAGCAGCAGAACAGGCGCGAAUGGCAAACAGCCCAGGCCAAACAGAGACAACCCAACAACACUGGGCAUCAACGUCUUCGAAACGACUCACACACCCAGGGAAGAACCAAAAAGGGAGGGAGAAGUCAGGAAGGAAGAGUGUUACAGCAAGAACCAUCAACUCCUCCUUCAUGUUCCCCAACUCCUCGUAGGUCAUCCUCCUCAUCCUCUACCUCCUCUUCUUCAGGUUCAGACUCAGAAUCUGAAUAUCAGGCUCCUGUCACCAAAGUCCCAGCUGACUCUACCUCUCACAAGAGACCCUCUAAGAGGGAGAAACAAGGUCCAGGUAGGCCGGACAACAACAGGCCAAAGGUGGUGCACUCCAGAGAACCCACAUCAGGGAACCCAAGUGAGGGGAAGCAAAAACUCUACACCCUGGUCCCAUUUGGGCGAGGUGAUAAGGCUACAGCAUCUUCCCAGCGAGGGCUCAGAAAUCUGGUGGUACAGAUAGAUCUUUGUCUCCUUAAAAGGGUCCCAGACAGCACAACCAGUACCCCUGUUAAAAAAUCCUCUACUUCCUCUACUGCUUUAUCAACCAAGGACAAACAAAGAGAGGCUAUGAAACACUUGUUUGUCCCUGAGACUGGAGCGAAAGAUGGCAAAAGGAAACGCAAGGUAGACAGCAUCUAUACUGUUUAUAUUUGCAUGCUUUAUCCUGAAUUAUAAGGCAGAAAGAAUCAGUAUGGGGUUGUUUUUCAAAACAUGCAUUUGUUUGUUUAUGUAUUACCAGCUGGAGAAUGGUGUGCCACACAGAGAUAACAAAAGGAGUAUUCCUUAUGGGAAUGAUCCUCCAGUCCAUUCUGGGUCUUCAGCUCACACAACUGAACACAACUUUGUAACUGAGAUGACACACAAUGGGUAAGAAAACACCAAGCAUGCAAAUUUGUUCACAUCAGACUUCACAUGUGUCUGUGUCAGUGUUACACUCUGUGGGUGUGUGUACUUACAGGUACUUGGAGGAAUACUUGGAUAGCAAGAGGCCACUGACUCCCCUGUCACCACUCUCCGACAGCCCCGAGUCAGCCAUGCCUACCCCUAAACGAAAGACAUCAGACCAGCAUCACAUCUCCAAGAACAGAGACAAGAAUAGAGAUUCUGCUAUAGAGGUGAAUCAGUCAGGACUACUUUUGUCAUAGAUAAUUCAUCAUGUGCAUCCAGAAGUUAUAUUCGGUGGUAUUGCUCUGCUGUGAGAGCCUCCUGACUUCCCAAGCCUAAGGCAGGGAGAGCAGCAGCGAGGACCAGGGAACAGAGCAGUCAGUGACAACAUAUUGGAUAUGACACCAGUGAAACCUGACGAUGAAACAGGGAGGAGCUGGGGUGGAGGUGGGUUGUAAAGGGGGUUUGCAGAAGAAGGCAGGCCAAAGCAUCUUAAACAAAAUGUCUAAUUAGAUGCAUUAAAGGUAACUGGCUGAGCUGGGCGGAUGUACUGUGGGCUGAGCUUGAAUUUGUGGCCUGCCUGAACUAACACUAUGCUCAAUUACAACUAUGUCUGUUUAGAUCAUUCUCACUCAGCUGCUUGCAGCCUUUGGGUUUAUUCCACCUCUUGUCAACUUAUUCACACAGCCCAAGAUGGAGGUGGGUAUACAAAAAGUGUCAAGACAGCCACAGCCACCAUCUGAGUCCUGGGGCCCUGGGGGACACAGAGGGUCCUUGCCAAACAAAGAAACGUGAGUGCCUCCCAAAUCCACUGACUGUAUCGGCAUUGUAUGGCCCAUAACGCCAACAGCCAAGAUACCCACAAUGCAACCUUGGUGUUUUGACUAACUUGUCUACAUCUCUCUCUUUAGCCCACACCAUGCUGAGUACUACUUACAUGAAGCUAAAAGGAUGAAGCACCGGGCAGAUGCAAUGGUGAGUCUUUGAUUUAGUUUGAAUUGUUUUGAGAAAUUAUGCCAUUUACAAGUCUUGACCUGUAAAAUCUGUUAUUACUUGGUUAAAUAGAAAAAUAACACAUUUCCUGCCACAGAGUCAGACGAAAAGAUUGGUCCAGAACUUGGUUAGCCUAUCCUAGCAUAAAAACAAAUACACGUUCAAAGUGCUCCAUAACUACUCAAAGCCACUGCCAUCAACAAAACUGUCCCUUAUGAGAAAAAACAAAAAUGAAAUGGGACCAGCCCCCUUUGUACUCUAAGCAACCAUGAAAGUAAUCUGUGUUAUUGUCUCAUAGCAUUUAAACAUCUCAAACUUUAAUUUAUUUAGAUGUCAUCUGAAAGUGGUUGUAUCUGUGAGGUUAACUUUUACACCUCAUCACUUUUCACAAAUAUUGGAUUCCAAAGAUAAUAUUUUCCCCAUGCUACACAACCUAAUCUGAAAAUGUCUAGAGAAGUGGAUUUAUCUUUUUGAAGAAGAACAGACUGCAGCUGCACAGGUAUUAGAAGACAGAAACAGCUGUUUCCUCCUGUGCUACGCUAGAUUGAACAGUUCAUAGAUUCAUUUCUAGGGUACAGAGCGUAAGUCCCUCUUGGCUAUUUUUGGCUUGUUUUAGUUGCUUAAUCAUUAAGAAUUUUUGGAAUGACUAUUUCUACUUUACAUUUCUUCUUUUCCAGGUGGACAAGCUUGGGAAGGCUGUGAAUUACAUUGAUGCUGCUCUGUCUUUCAUGGAAUGUGGGAAAGCCAUGGAGGAAGGCCCACUAGAGGCAAAGUCUCCUUAUACCAUGUACUCAGAGACUGUGGAGCUUAUUAGGUGAGUCUGUCAUUCAUGCAAAGACACGACAAAAAUUAUGCUAAUGUGGACAAACACAUUAAGAGAAAAAGGUACACACAAACCUGAACUGCAGAUCAGCUGUUAACAGACAUGUGUCUUCAGGUAUGCAAUGAGGCUGAAGAGCCACUCUGGCCCAGGGGCGAGACAGGAAGACAAACAACUGGCGGUUCUGUGGUGCGUAUCUCAUCUCCGCUGUUUAUACCACAUCUGUCAUCGGGUUGAAGGACCUGAAUUUUGAGCAUGACUUGUGGUCUGUCUGACUCUCUCUCUCUGACAUUUGUUUGUGUCCACAGUUUCCGAUGCCUUGCCCUCCUUUACUGGCAAAUGUUUCGACUGAAGAAGGAUCAUGCACUGAAAUACUCCAAAGUCCUGCUGGACUACUUCAAGGUACAUCUAAAUAAAAUCUCCUGUGUCAUUCCCAGGAAGUUUUCAUUGUUAUGUGAUUUUGCUACAAAAGUAAAUAUUUAGGGUUAUGUGGCUUUCAGUGUCAUUUAUGGUGUCAUUACAGAGCUCUCCCAAAGUGCCUUCAACACCUCCAGGCUGGAAUGACACUAGGAAGUAGGUGGAUAAUAACUUUAUUACAGGGUGAUUGUUUUUGUUUGCUCUCGCUUCAACUGCUGAACCUUUGCCUUUUUUUGUCACUCUUUGCAACUCACAGAGGCACAGCAGGUCCCCCUUCUUCACUGUCACCAAACACAAAACAACUCAGACAGGUUUCACAUGGGGGCAACAACUUCCCCUCUCACAUAAGCAUUCCCCAACGUAUCCACCAGAUGGCAGCAAAUCAUCUGAACAUUACCAACAGUGUCUUGUACAGUUAUGAGUACUGGGAGGUGGCAGACAACCUUGCAAAGGAGAAUAAAGGUAUGUAAGAGCGAGAUAGGGUAAAAGCGUUCAUUUAGAGAGACUUGAAAAUAAUCUGCAUAUUUCAGAUGAAUCUAUAAAAGCACUAAUGGAGGUCUGUCUAUUUUGUCUUUGCAGAAUUCUUCAACUACUUGAAUACGUUGUCUGGGCCUUUGACUCUUCACAGCAGCAUUGCUCAUGCAGUCCAAUACACCAGACAGGCUCUUCAGUGGAUACGCAUUAGUGCCAAACUUAACUGA
Molecule: messenger RNA, 17529 nt
Organism: Xyrichtys novacula (pearly razorfish)
Lineage: Eukaryota; Metazoa; Chordata; Actinopteri; Labriformes; Labridae
Source: the annotation of a GenBank genome assembly